AUGGCCGACGAGGAUGCCAAGCCAGUCGAGGCCACAGCCCGCCAGGACGAGGAGGAGCAAGUCCCCCACGACGGCGAAUCUGCGUCAGAAGAUGACGGAAACCCCCCCCGCGCCGCCGCCGAUGCACCACCGGCCGCGUCCUCGACUCCCGGCAGCAGGAGCAAGUCGAGGCGCAAAAAGAUCAAGCAGCUCCUGACGGCCAAGCCCGGCGCGCAGGGCCACGACGCCAUGGUCAAGAGCGCCAUCGACGGCCUCGUGCCGGAGCAGAUGAAGGAGCUCGCGGCCCUGAACCCCAGCCUGAUGCAGGAGCUGGCCUCGGCCGCGGGGACGGCGGACCCGUCGCCCGAGCAGGUCGCGGCCAUGCUCAAGCCCAUGAACCUCUCGGACGUCAUGACCGGCCUGGCGGCCAGCGGCAAGAACGUCAAGGACAUGGGCGCCUACAAGUUCUGGCAGACGCAGCCGGUGCCCAGGUUCGGCGAGGACGACGCGCAACGGGCGCACGAGGGCCCGCUCAAGGUGCAGGCCGCCGAGGACGUCGACAAGGAGCCGGCGGCGCUGGUGGCCGGCUUCGAGUGGGUGACGGUCGACCUGACCGACGACGGGGAGAUGAAGGAGGUGUACGAGCUGCUCAACGGGCACUAUGUCGAAGACGACGAGGCCAUGUUUCGCUUCAACUACAUCCCGGAAGUGCUUCGAUGGGCCAUGAUGGCGCCCGGCUGGCAGCGCAAAUACCACAUCGGGGUGCGGGCGUCCCAGUCGCGCAAGCUCGUCGCCUUCAUAUCCGCCAUCCCCGUCAGGAUCCGCGUGCGCGACAAGGUCUUCUCCACCUCCGAGGUCAACUUCCUCUGCGUGCACAAGAAGCUGCGCGGGAAGCGCCUCGCCCCCGUGCUCAUCAAGGAGGUCACGCGCGUCAGCAACCUGGACGGCGUGUGGCAGGGCCUCUUCACCGCCGGCAUCGUGCUCCCGCGGCCGGUGAGCACGUGCCGCUACUACCACCGCUCGCUGAACUGGCCCAAGCUGCACGAGUGCGGCUUCAGCCCCCUGCCGGCGGGCAGCAAGCCCCAGUACCAGAUCCGCAAGUACGCGCUGCCGGAGAAGACGGCCACCCGGGGCCUGCGCCCCAUGGAGGAGAGGGACGUGGACGCCGUGGUGGCCUUGCUGGCGAGGUACCUGGCGCGCUUCGACUUGGCGCCCGAGUUCACGGCCGACGAGGCCAAGCACUGGUUCAUGCCCAGCAGGGACGCGAAGCAGCAAGUCAUCUGGUCCUACGUCGUCGAGAGCAACGGCAAAAUCACCGACUUCUUCUCCUUCUUCUGCGUCGAGUCGUCCAUCAUCAAGACCGACGACGUCCUCCGCGUCGCGUACCUCUUUUACUACGCCACCGAGACGGGGCUCGGCACGCCGCCGCCCGACAGGCCGGCGCUCAAGGCCCGGCUCAACGGCCUCGUCAACGACGCGCUCAUCCUGGCCAAGCGGGCCAAGCUGGACGUCUUCAACGCCCUGUCCCUGAUGGACAACGCCCUGUUCCUGGAGCAGCAGAAGUUUGGGGGCGGCGACGGCCAGCUGCACUACUACCUGUUCAACUACCGGGCGAACCCCAUUGCGGGGGGGGUGAAUGCCAGGAACCAGCUCGACGAGGAGCACCUGAGCGGGGUGGGGUUGGUGAUGCCGUGA
Molecule: messenger RNA, 1674 nt
Organism: Ustilaginoidea virens
Lineage: Eukaryota; Fungi; Ascomycota; Sordariomycetes; Hypocreales; Clavicipitaceae
Exons: 3
Coding region: 1-1674 (557 amino acids)
Biological process (GO): N-terminal peptidyl-glycine N-myristoylation
Cellular component (GO): cytoplasm
Molecular function (GO): glycylpeptide N-tetradecanoyltransferase activity
Source: RefSeq, a predicted model, not a curated record